Molecule: messenger RNA, 1068 nt
Organism: Dinoponera quadriceps
Lineage: Eukaryota; Metazoa; Arthropoda; Insecta; Hymenoptera; Formicidae
Product: zinc finger protein 672-like
Exons: 2
Coding region: 24-770 (248 amino acids)
Source: RefSeq, a predicted model, not a curated record
GUAACACGAUUAUUACAAUACCGAUGUUGACGUAUCUAGUCAUCGCGAUCAGAAUUUGGAUACGACAUCAAGGGAGAUGCGGCAGGCUUUUGACGUUUAAAGCGACUUUCAAAGUGACUCGAUUGGUAUUCUGUGGUAUCCUGUGUCUCGCUAUCUCGAAAAGACAAAUAAAUAUGAUAUUUUCUCAUUUAAUCAAAAUAAAGUUCAUUUCUUUGAUAAAAAUCAUCUACUAUUGUUUGUUAUUAUGGCAUGCAGCCAAUUACGGCCGAAUAAAACGAGCGUCUGCGUGCUCAUUAGUUUACUACCUUGUGAAGGAUGCCCGAUUGUUACUUGUUUCAGCGGGAUUUCGGCAUCACCCUCUGAAUUAUUCUGACUCUGUGCAUUCAAUUUUAGGUCUGUCAUUUCAUCCGGCAUCGACCACUGUUUCGAACGGGGUUGAGAGGACCGCCUCGUCGAUGCAACCGCGUCUGAUCGGACACAAGAACCUGCAGCGCAAUUGCACCUACACCCCGGUGAUGCCGUCGUUCAAGGACUUGGCCACGCUCUGGAUGGUUAAACAGCGCAACAACGUGUUCUCGUAUCGUUGCGAACAGUGCGGCAAAGGUUACCAGCAUCGCGCCACCUUGCUGAGGCAUACGCGACAUGAAUGCGGGAAGGAGCCGCAGUUCAAGUGUCCAUACUGUGCUCAUAGGACUAAGCAGCGCGGCAACUUGUAUCAACACAUCCGCACAAAUCAUCCCGGCAAAAACGUCUUCUCUAGCAGUAUUUAGUGCUCGUCGUAACUGCGGCUUCGAAAGCUGUUCUUCCUGAUUACUCCAUUUCUUUUUAAUCCGGUAGCUCUGGUUUUUCGUAUGCAUUGACUGUAGAUGAAAACCGCUGACAACGUUUACCAGAGAAAGUAGCUUACUAAGCGUUUUAUGAUUAUUGCCUAUGAUUGGAAUAUUUUCUUAGAUACAAGAGAAUAUACCAAUCAGAAGCAAUACCCGGGAUAUAAUUUCUUAUAUGUACAUGGAAAAAAAUUUGGUUGCGUUAACCAGAAAGGGAACAACCAGAUGCGUUCUGAUUAAA